GGCAUUAGCGCUGAUGUUUCGGGAUGUGGUUGUGACCUCUGUGGGAUUUUCCUUCUAUGACUGUAAUGCUGUGAGCCAACUCGCUGAUGCCACCCCGUGAGCAAAUGUGUGGAACAUGUGUCGACAGUCCUUGGAUGUGCCACUGGUGUCCAUCCAGUCACCGUUGUGUCCCUGAAGGUCCUUGUCCCAAAGAAGAGAUUCUUGUUUACAAUCAGAAGGUGCUCACUGAAGAGCCCCAGGGUCCAGCUGCAUGUCCCAGUGUGGGGAGCAAUGGGGAGAAACACCUAAUUCCUGUUGGUAUAGCAAUGCCACUGAAUCUGGUUGCUUGGAACCUGCCCUUGUUAUUGGGACCAGUGACACUCUCGUGUGUGCUGGAGGUGGAGGGAAGCCUGGUUUCAGUUCCAGCAUCCCUGGAAGAAGGGGACAGAGGAGCAUCCUAUCAUGUGCAGUGUCUGCCCCAGGCAUAUAGCUAUAUACAGCCUGUGCCAGAGCUACGUGUCCCUCUCUAUGUUAUGGUGGGAGAUGACCAGCACCUUGACAGCCGUGGAGACCUCCAUGUGACGUUGUACAAUUGUUCUGCUGGUCGUUCUGACUGCAGCCGCUGCAAGGCUGCCCCUCCACAUUUCCGCUGUGUGUGGUGCCAGAGCAAAGAGGUGUCUGGCUGCGUCUAUGAGGAAUUGUGUCCCUCCAAAACUGGGCCCAUUGCUUGCCCAUCACCAGUGAUUCAUUCUAUCUAUCCCCUCAGUGGACCAUUGGAAGGGGGCAUCUCUCUCACGGUGACGGGAUCCAACCUGGGUCAUCGCUUUGAGGAUGUGGCCCAAACUGUGAUGGUGGCUGGGCUACCAUGUAUUCCUGACCCUUCUAUGUAUCUAGUCUCUACCCGGAUUGUCUGUGACGUAUCUCCUGGAAGGCGAGGGUUAUCUGGUCCUGUUGAGGUCACUGUAGGAGACCGUCCACCAGGGGUUUCUGAAAGUUACUUCACUUACCAGGACCCAACCCUUCUUGAUCUUCAUCCCAAACUGGGCCCUAUGGUUGGAGGCACCCGCAUCACCAUCACAGGGAAGGAGCUGGCGACAGGCACUGAGAUCACUGCCUAUGUUGGAGACCUGCCUUGCAUCCUCGAGGAGCCUGUUGAACCAGGGGCCAUAGUCUGCCGCACUAGUGCCAGCUCCAAACCACAAGAGGCACCUGUCUGGGUCCAUUAUGGUGGGGUGCAACGCCAACUGCGGGAGAAGUCCUUCCGUUAUACACCCAAUCCUCAUCUCACUGGGGCUUUCCCUUCUACUAGCUUCUAUGGAGGUGGACGGAUCAUCUACGUGGAGGGGACUAAUUUGGAUGUGGUGCAGCAGCCACUCAUCAAAGCAGUCCUGGAGCCAGAGGAGGUGGAAAGCAAGCGUAAGAAAAGAGCGUGUGACACUUUACCAGGACCUAACAUCCCUCUGACUCCUGCACCCCCACGCCCAUGUGCUGAGGUGGGCGACUUGUUAGAGUGCUGGGAAACUUGUUGCACCAAUUCCUCCACUCUCCUUCUCUGCCCAUCACCAGCCGUACCAUCUAACGCUCAGUUCCGGUCCCUUCUCUUUGAGCUGGAUGGACUCCGUGUCCCUUUUAGCAAUGCUAGUGGAGGCCAGGAUUUUUCCUAUCAUCCCAAUCCCAGUUUGCGCUGGCCUGGCCGGGAUUCCACUGGGCGUCCAUUUAGUCUCAAACCAGGCAAUAUCUUGGACAUAGAGGGAGAAGGCUUGAACCUUGGCAUCAGCAAGAACGAAGUGAGGGUCCUCAUUGGCAACAGUGCCUGUAUCAUCAAGACUCUGACGCCUACCAAUUUAUACUGUGAGCCUCCUCUGCAGCCUCCGCAGCCACUCAAUGCUUCUUCUCUGCUGCCAGAGUUCAUGGUCCAGAUGGGAAACUUACGCCUAGAUCUUGGCCGAGUACGCUAUGACACAGAGCCACCAUCUCGUUUCCCCCCGGAAGCCCAGAUUGGGCUGGGAGUGGGAGCAGCAGUACUAGCUUUUGUUGUGUUGCUGCUCAUCCUGAUGUACAGACGGAAGAGCAAACAAGCAUUGCGGGAUUACAAAAAAGUGCUGGUGCAGCUUGAGAACAUGGAGAUCAGCGUUGGGGACCAGUGUCGCAAGGAGUUCACUGAUCUCAUGACGGAAAUGACUGACCUGAGUGGGGAGUUGGAAGGCUUGGGGAUCCCAUUCCUGGACUACAACACCUACACCCAGCGUGUCUUCUUCCCGGCUCAGGGGGACGUGCCACUGCGGCGGGUGUUGGACCUGCCAGAGGGACGCCGUGCCACAGUGGAGCAGGGCCUGGGGCAGCUCUCCAAUCUGCUGAAUAGCAAAGUCUUCCUGCUGACGUUAAUCCGAACACUGGAAGCCCAGCCUACCUUCUCACAACGGGAUCGAUGUCAUGCGGCAUCACUCCUGUCAUUGGCUCUUCACGGGCGCUUAGAAUACCUGACAGACAUCAUGCAAACUCUGCUGAGUGACCUCGCUGCCCAUUGUGUCUCCCGCAAUCCUAAACUCAUGCUCCGCAGGACAGAAACCAUGGUGGAGAAACUGCUGACCAACUGGAUGUCCAUUUGUCUCUACUCCUAUCUCAGGGAAGUGGCAGGGGAGCCCCUGUACAUGCUUUUCCGGGCCAUCAAGUACCAGGUGGACAAGGGACCAGUGGAUGCGGUGUCUGGCAAAGCCAAAAGGACAUUGAAUGAUGGCCGGCUCCUGCGUGAAGAUGUGGAAUAUCGGCCUCUCACCCUGACUGUCCUGGUGCGAGGGGCUGGUCCUGGUGGUGGGUCUGAGACCCAGCGCAUCCCAGCCCGGGUCCUUGACACAGACACUAUCACCCAGGUGAAGGAGAAGAUCUUGGAUCAGGUCUAUAAGGGUGUGCCUUUCUCCCAGCGCCCCUCGGUACACUCCCUUGACCUAGAGUGGCGGUCAGGCGUUGCUGGGCACCUGACCCUUUCUGAUGAGGAUCUGACAUCCGUCACUCAGAAUCAGUGGAAGAGACUCAACACACUACAACAUUACAAGGUUCCUGAUGGCGCCACAGUUGGUCUCAUCCCUCGUCUUCACAAUGACAUCUCCCAAGGCACAGGGCAGAAUUUCUUCUCUGGAGAAAAUACUCCAAUGCUAGAGGAUGGUGAGGAGGGGGGAGUGCGGCUCUGGCAUCUGGUAAAGCCAUCUGAAGAACCUGAACCCACAAGGCAGCAACAAGAUCGGCGCAGCAGCCUCCGAGAGCGUGCCAAGGCUAUCCCAGAGAUCUACCUCACCCGCCUGCUUUCCAUGAAGGGAACAUUACAAAAGUUUGUAGAUGAUGCUUUCCAGGCUGUGUUGAGUGUUAACCGGCCAGUACCAAUCGCUGUCAAGUAUCUGUUUGACUUGUUGGAUGAGCUAGCAGCACGCCAUGGGGUCAAUGAGCCAGAGACGCUGCACAUCUGGAAAACCAACAGUCUGUUGCUGCGUUUCUGGGUGAACACGCUCAAGAACCCACAGUUCAUCUUUGAUGUCCGUGUCUCUGACAAUGUAGAUGCCAACCUGAGUGUCAUUGCUCAGACAUUCAUCGAUGCCUGCACAACUGCUGAGCACAAAGUUGGCAGGGAUUCACCAGUCAACAAACUGCUCUAUGCUAGAGAAAUCCCACACUAUAAACAGAUGGUAGAGAAGUAUUAUGCUGAUAUUCGACAGACGGUUCCUGCCAGUUAUCAAGAGAUGAAUUCAGCCCUGACCGAACUUUCAGGGAAAUACUCCUCUGACCUCAACUGCCUAGUGGCCCUGCAAGAACUUUACAACUAUAUUAACAAGUAUUAUGACAAGAUAAUCAGCGCCCUAGAAGAGGACCCAUUGGGCCAAAGGAUGCAACUAGCCUAUCGCUUGCAACAAAUUGCAGCUCUGGUAGAGAACAAAGUGACUGACUUGUGACAUUCUCAGACCUGCUGUCUGCCCAGAUUGGGCCUGAUUUAACGGUGCAAUCCUAAACAUGUGUAUUCAGAUGUAAACCUCACUGAAUUCUAUGAGGCUUACUCCUCAGUAACAGCGAUCUACAAUUUCAGCCUAUGGGAGCCAGGCUGAUCCGUCCUGAAAGUUCCCUGCUGUCCAGUUUUGUGUUUGUGCGGACAUAUCAACAUCCCUCCCAGUGCCUUAGCUGCACAGAUGCUGCCGAGCAGUCUUGCACUCUGUGUGCUCCUGUGCUCACUUGUGUGCGCUCUCUCUCUUUUUUAAAAAAACUAGUUGUAAAGGGACUGCUCCCAGUCUGACACACUGGCUUUGUAUAUAAAAGGGUGUAUUUAUUUCUGUCACUCUCUGAGGAGGGUGCCAGCUACUGUCUCCCGUCACUGGGGGAAUGGGUUUUGGGCAGCUUCCUGCUGACCACUACAGCGCUUGGGAUUUUGGGGAUUUAUCCCUUCCACCCCAAAAACCCUCGCUGGUAAUGCACUAAUAUCGGGGUGGAACUUUCCUUGGUACAAACAGACUCUAACUAGUCUCUAUUUUAACCUUCCCCAUCUAUGUCCCCCCUACUCAAUUUUAUGUAUAUAUAAAUAUGGGAGCUU
Messenger RNA from Sceloporus undulatus (fence lizard), 4549 nucleotides. RefSeq names its product plexin B3 (gene PLXNB3). Gene Ontology annotation, molecular function: semaphorin receptor activity. The record is from RefSeq and is a predicted model, not a curated record. Gene Ontology annotation, biological process: semaphorin-plexin signaling pathway involved in axon guidance; regulation of cell shape; negative regulation of cell migration. The coding region runs from base 87 to 3920 and encodes 1277 amino acids. NCBI's taxonomy places the organism in Eukaryota, Metazoa, Chordata, Lepidosauria, Squamata, Phrynosomatidae. Gene Ontology annotation, cellular component: semaphorin receptor complex. The transcript has 27 exons.